AUGCUUCUGGACCCUCGCGACGAACCAAUCGUGCAUCUCCUGUGCAAUCAGUUGCAGCUCGUCAUUCCGUCAGUUGUGCUCUUAUUUGCAUUCAAUCGGAGCCACUGGCUUGGGAUGUUGUAUCUUGCAUUCAACUACGGCUUAUUUCUCCAGCGAUUCAUGCUCACGCUUCACUUCACCGAACAUAGAUCGCUGUUUAAGCAAAGGUUCGGCUUCCUAAAUCUACUGAUACCGUACAUCCUAUGCAACUUCUAUGGCGUUCCUGGCGGGUUUUACCGUCUUCACCACGUCGUUAUGCACCAUGUGGAAGGCAAUGCAAGCCCUGGGGACUUGACCUCCACAGAGGCUGUGCAGCGAGACUCGGUGUGGCAGUUCAUAAGGUACUGGGUCCGCUUCUGGCUCUGCACAUGGUUUGAGCUGCCCGCAUAUGCAGCAUGGAAAGGUCGCCAUGGUCAGGCCAACGUUUGCGCCGCGUCUGCUGUUGUAUACUGGAUUGCACUGGCGGGCCUUUGGCGGUUAAAUUCGGUCGCCACGCUUUGGUCUCUAGUGGUGCCUUUCUUCGUCUCCACGUUUGCACUAAUGUUCGGGAACUGGAGCCAACACAUAUUUGUCGACCCCGAUGACCCGCGCAAUUCAUAUCGCAGCACGUACAACUGCCUGGCGUGCCCAGACAAUUGCCGUACCUACAACGAUGGCUACCACAUUAUUCACCACCUCAACUCGCGGCUGCACUGGUCAGAGCUGCCGAAGCGUUUCAUCGCGACCAUGAGCGCUCAUGACGAGAAUGAUGCCCUUGUGUUCCGCGGCAUCGGGUUCUUCGACGUUGGCUUCAUGGUCUUCACGAAACAGCUGGACAAGUUAGCAACCUAUAUCGUGCCAUGUGGGCCCAACCAAGCGAAAAGGAGCCAUGAGGAAUGGGUAGCUUUAUUGCGGCAUAGAUUGCGACCAGCUAGCAAGCCUGAGGCAUGUUGCGGUGCACGCGCCCAAACCACGGUUUCAUAGAGGUCACGAGGUUGCAGCAAAGACUUCCUUGGAACGAUGCGUUGGGGAAUAUGAAGGGAGUUAACAACAAUGGUGCAUGACAGCGGACCAGGACUCGAGGGUUCAUCGAUAACAACAUAUGUGUUACGCAUGACGGCCAUAACAGCACUUUAUCCCUUGGAGCCGUAGGCCUUAAUGGCCGUCUAUAUCCCUUACAGCCACUGCUCAAAAGCAACACUUCAGCCCGUUUUCCAAUCAUGCCGAAAACGUCCAUUGCCAUGUGCUUCCUGAUGUCGUUACCGAUCAUCAUUUCAUCGCUCGCAUG
Molecule: messenger RNA, 1306 nt
Organism: Volvox carteri f. nagariensis
Lineage: Eukaryota; Viridiplantae; Chlorophyta; Chlorophyceae; Chlamydomonadales; Volvocaceae
Exons: 6
Coding region: 1-1002 (333 amino acids)
Biological process (GO): lipid metabolic process
Source: RefSeq, a predicted model, not a curated record